This is a messenger RNA of Saccoglossus kowalevskii, 2361 nucleotides long. RefSeq lists its product as uncharacterized. Gene Ontology annotation, biological process: DNA integration. Lineage: Eukaryota; Metazoa; Hemichordata; Enteropneusta; Harrimaniidae. The record is from RefSeq and is a predicted model, not a curated record. Gene Ontology annotation, molecular function: nucleic acid binding.
AUGCAAGCUUUGCAGUUUUACGAACAAUCCACUGAAAUGCUCGCUACACGUAAGUUUAACUUACGAUCAUGGAGUACAAAUGACACCCUCUUAAAGAAAACUACGAAAAUCGACGGCCGUUCAAGUGACAAAGAAACAGUCUCAAUUCUCGGUAUUCUAUGGAAUUCCAGUUCCGAUUAUCUUCACGUAAAGAAAAUGAAAUCUCUCGAUUUUGGAAAGUUUACUACCAAACGAGACGUCACCUCUUACAGCGCGAGUUUAUACGAUCCAUUGGGAUUGUAUUCUCCGGUUCACGUCCGAGCAAAACUACUUAUUCAAGCCCUAUGGUUAAACAACAGUGAUUGGGACCAAGCCAUCGAUUCUAAAUUUCUCCUACAAUGGCAAGGCAUCGCAGCGGAUCUCUAUCAAGUAACAAAGAACAGCGAAAUUCCACGUAAGUACUUUACAAUACAACCUCAGAAUGUCGAAAUUCAUAUUUUCGCAGACGCCUCAGAACGUGCUUACGGUGCUUCAGUAUACUUGGUCUCUGAACACGAAUCUACACUUGUUAUCGCGAAGACACGUGUCACUCCCAUUGGUAAACAAGCGUUGACAUUACCACGACUCGAGUUGAUGGGAGCAUUGAUCGGAACACGGCUUGGCCAGUUUGUAUCUGAAUCCCUUAAAGACAAUUUCAAUAUUACCAAACGCCUUCUGUGGUCGGACAAUCAGAUAACACUACACUGGUUGAACGGGCGAGGGAGACAAGAUGUCUUUACUAAAAACCGCGUUUUGGAAAUCACAUCCCACCACCAGGAGUACCGCUACGUACCCACUUCACAGAACCCAGCUGAUCUCUUAACCAGGGGAAUUUCUCCGCGUCAACUGAGUGAUUCUCGUAUUUGGUGGUUUGGUCCCGAUUGGUUAACUAAUAGCGCAUUAUGGCCGAAAUGUGAAUUGUUUCCUAUCGAAAAAACCGACAGUGUCAAUGAGCAAUUUGAUGCUGCGAUACAUCAUAUGUCAACUGUCAGUAAGCCAACUUUGCUGCAAACAGAAUUUGGUGACAUACUAUCCGCUACAAAUAUGCGUGAUACUCCAGUGAAUACUGACAAUUUUCCGCGCCAAGUUGGAUUCAGUAUUGACAAUAUAUUUCAAGUCAAUAAUUAUCGCGAUCUUCCUCAUUUAUUACGAAUUACGGCUCUUGUACUACGUUUCGUACAUAAUAUUAAAGCCAAGCUAACUCGACGGCCAUUGAACAUUUCUAGUCGCCAUGGAAGCGUACCGACUGCGUCCGAGAUUAACGACGCUGAGCACAGGUGGUUGAAAGCUGUUCAACACAUUCACUACUCGGACGAAAUACUCUAUUUACAGCGCCAGGCUAAACAAGUUGGACCACUUUGUAAUCAACUCAAGUUAUUUCUCGAUGAUGACGGGAUUUUACGAGCAGGAGGCCGACUCCAGAACACAUCUCUUCCUUAUGAUAGUAUUCAUCCAAUUUUACUACCAGAGAAACACGCUUUCACGUCGGCGGUCAUACGUGAUACCCACCGUCGUUUACAACAUGCAGGACCAAAUGCAACCGCAACCAGUAUACGCGAACGCUACUGGAUUAUAUCCAUUCGCCGAUAUGUGAACAUAGAACUCAAUAAAUGUGUGGUGUGUAAGCGAGUAGAUGGGCCAGCCUAUUCCAAACCGAUCCCCGCUCCACUUCCUACUUUCCGAGUUCAAGAAGCAGACCCCUUUUCCGUGUGCGGUAUCGACUAUACAGGACAUUUAUUCGUCAAAGAUCCUAUCUCAAAAUUAGUUGUGAAAACCUAUAUUUGUCUGUUUACGUGUGCGAUAACACGAGCAGUUCACUUGGAGCUUGUGCCAGACUUAACAACAACAUCAUUUAUUCAAGCCCUCAGACGUUUUUCAGCUAGACGUAGUACUCCUAAAUUAAUUGUUUCGGACAAUGCCACUAUGUUUGUAUCGGCCGCCAAUGAACUCAAAACCCUGAUGUCCGAUCCUGCAGUUCAGCGAUACCUGACAAAUCACCGAAUCAACUGGAAAUUUACUCCCAAGCGAUCUCCUUGGAAUGGGGGAUUUUUCGAGCGUAUGAUAGCCAUCACUAAGACUAGCCUAAAGAAAAUUCUCGGUCGCGCCUGUGUAACUUAUAUCGAAAUGGAAACGAUUGUGACGGAGAUCGAGUCAGCAAUCAACGAUCAUCCCCUUACACAUCUUUCUAAUGACGACAACGAUUUAAAUUCACUUACGCCCUCCCACCUGGUCAACGGAAGAAAUAUUUGCUGUUUACCAAGGCAAAUAGUCAUCAAUCCUAACUCCAAUUUCGCCACAGAUCAUCAGUCAGCCAACCGGCGCUAUGCGUAUUUAACUAUUUGA